Molecule: messenger RNA, 586 nt
Organism: Kogia breviceps (pygmy sperm whale)
Lineage: Eukaryota; Metazoa; Chordata; Mammalia; Artiodactyla; Physeteridae
Gene: CSN3
Product: casein kappa
Biological process (GO): lactation; protein stabilization
Cellular component (GO): extracellular region
Source: RefSeq, a predicted model, not a curated record
UUAGGUGCAAUAAUGAAGAGUUUUUUCCUAGUUGUGACUAUCCUGGCAUUAACCCUGCCUUUUUUGAGUGCAGAAGGGCAAAACCAGGAACAAUCAACACGCUGUGGGAACGAUGAAAGAUUGCUCAAUGAAAAAACAGUAAAAUAUAUCCCUAUUCAUUAUGUGCUGAGUAGGUAUCCUAGUUAUGGACUCAAUUACUACCAGCACAGACCAGCUGCACUAAUUAAUAACCAAUUUAUGCUUUACCCAUAUUAUGCAAAGCCAGUUGUAGUUAGGCCACAUGCCCAAAUUCCUCAAUGGCAAUUCCUGCCAAAUAUCCACCCACCUACUCUGGCACAUCACCCACACCCACGUCCAUCAUUUAUUGCCAUCCCACCAAAGAAAACUCAGGAUAAAACAGUCAUCCCUAUCAUCAAUACCAUUGCUACUGUUGAGCCUACACUUAUACCUACCACUGAACAAAUAGUGAACACUGUAGUUACUCCAGAAGCUUCCUCAGAAUUCAUCACGAGUACACCUGAGACCACCACAGUCCAAGUUCCUUCACCUGCGGUCUAAAAACUGUAAGGAAACAUCAAAGAAGACA